CCGGCUGGCAAACACAACAGAAUGACAAGCUAAUCAUGUAAUUUAAUUUAUAAUUUAUUUUAGUUUAUAUUGGUUUAUCAAAUGUAAUCUGAUUCAAUUCCUUAAAAUAUAUUGUUGAUCACUCAAUCCUUUAUAUUUUGCAACAAAUCAACAUGACUAGUCCAGUUAAUAAUAAUCAAGGAAAAAUGCUUGCCUCCAGUGAUGUUAGACCAAUAUCUCGAGCAUCGCUUAAAUCAGCGAAAUCGGAGGCAGUCAAAGUUUGUGUUCGAUGUCGACCAAUGACGGAAAAAGAGAUAGCUGGUGGACAUGAAAGAGUUGUCGAAAUGGAUCCUACCAAAGGAAUAGUUACACUCCUUCCUAUUAAAUCUCAAAUUACAUCAACUGUAUAUCGUACUCCAUCAAAUGGAGAAAGUGCUAAGCAAUUUACCUUUGAUGCUGUUUAUGACUGUAACUCCAAACAAACUGAGAUUUAUGAUGAAACUGUCAGACCAUUAGUCGAUUCAGUUUUGGAAGGUUUCAAUGGAACAGUCUUUGCUUACGGUCAAACAGGAACUGGUAAAACUUAUACUAUGGUUGGUGUUCGCGAGGAUCCAUCUCGCCAAGGAAUCAUUCCAAAUGCUUUCGAGCAUAUUUUCAGCCACAUUGCCCGAAGUACAAAUCAACAGUAUCUAGUUCAAAGUUCAUAUUUGGAAAUUUAUCAAGAACAAGUACGAGAUUUAUUGUGUAAAGAUCAAUCAAAAAGACUUGAACUCAAGGAAAGGGCAGACAUUGGAGUCUAUGUCAAAGAUCUAUCAUCAUUCGUCUGUAAAAGUAUUAAGGAAAUUGAGCAUGUAAUGACUGUUGGCAAUGAAAAUCGUGCAGUUGGAGCAACUAAUAUGAAUGAACAUUCCUCUCGAUCUCAUGCAAUAUUUAUCAUUACCAUUGAACAUUCAACUUGUGUAGGACCUGAUAGUGAAACUCAUAUAAGAGUUGGUAAAUUAAAUCUAGUCGAUCUAGCAGGAUCUGAGCGUCAAUUCAAAACUGGUGUAGUUGGACAACGACAGAAAGAAGCAAUUAAAAUUAAUCUUUCGCUAUCUGCUUUAGGUAAUGUUAUUUCAGCUCUCGUCGAUGGUAAAUCUUCUCACAUUCCAUAUCGAGAUUCAAAGUUGACUCGAUUACUUCAAGAUUCCUUAGGAGGAAACUCAAAAACUGUGAUGGUUGCCAAUAUUGGGCCUGCAAGUUAUAAUUAUGAAGAAACCUUAAUUACCUUACGAUAUGCGUCAAGGGCUAAAAAUAUUAAAAACCGUCCUAGAGUUAAUGAAGACCCAAAGGAUGCAUUAUUACGAGAAUUUCAAAUGGAAAUUGAAAGAUUAAAGGUUUUGCUUCAGGAAAGGAGACGGAAAGCUUCAGGAAAAGUAGUUGAAAUUUCAUCAAUAACUCGUGGAAAUGUAGUCGAUGACUCUGGAUCUACCAAUGGUGGAGUUGAUGAAGCAGCAGUUGAGAAACUGGCAGCCGAAAUAAAAGCUAUGGAAUCAAGAUUAUUGACUGGAGGUAAAAAUAUAAUUGAUCACACCAACCAGCAGAAGAGAGAAUUGGAAUUGAAAAGACAAGAAAUUGCUGAGCAAAAGAGACGAGAACGAGAAAUGCUGCAACGGUUGGAGGAACAAGAAGAUUCUACUUUGGAGAUUAGGGAAACAUUUACAUCGAUGCAACAAGAAGUAGAACUGAAGAAACGAAAAUUGAGAAAAUUAUUUGCAAAAUUGCAAUCAGUUAAAAGUGAAAUUGAAGAUACCAUGGAAGCAAAUAGUCGAGAACGACGAGAAUUGGAAGAACUACAAAGUGAUCUAAUGAAAGAAUUGAAACUCAAGUAUCUAAUUAUAGAGAACUUCAUUCCUUUAGAUGACAAAAAUGUUUUCCUCAGUCGAGUAGCUUAUGACGAAGAAGAUGAAGAAUGGAAAUACAAACGAUUAACAAAAGUUGAAUCUUUGAUGACUACUAAAAGACCAGUUUCAAAGCCAAAUUAUCUCAGACCGAUGACUGAAUAUGCUCGACUUGCCUCAUCUCUUGGGUCAUGGUUACCAUACAAGGCUGAUAAUGUGCUUAAAGUAGAUUUAAUUAUGCCAAAUCGACUCACCAAAGAGUACAAUAUGAUUAAUACUCAACAAUCAAUGAAUUCAGCUUUGGAAUCAGUUCUCAAAGAAGACGAAGUUAUUCUAAUAGAUGCAAGCAACUUUCAACCAAAGGCAGAUAUUUUUAAAUCUCGAACCAGACACAAAUCCGAUUCAAGUAAACAACUAACUAGACCCAAAACUAGCUCUAGAUAUUCCAGAACUGCAAUGGGUCACCCCCAAGCAUUAAGGCCAGACACCGCUGGUUAUAUAAACCACUGGAGAGAAGCAGGUCAAUUAAGUGGAGACGAUUACUAAAGCUAGUCAAAGAAAAUCAAAAUACUCAACCCUCCUCUAAUUGUAACAACCACCCAACUACAGAGUCACUGUUAUUUUUGAUUCUUAUCAUUCAUUUGCUAAUCUGUUCUUGCUUCAUAUUAAUUUUAAUUUCUUAACUCAUUCUGUAAAAGAAAGACAAGAAUUAGUUUAUACUUAAAUUUGCUAACUCAAAA
This is a messenger RNA of Tetranychus urticae (two-spotted spider mite), 2599 nucleotides long. Its product is annotated as kinesin-like protein KIF3B. NCBI's taxonomy places the organism in Eukaryota, Metazoa, Arthropoda, Arachnida, Trombidiformes, Tetranychidae. The record is from RefSeq and is a predicted model, not a curated record. Gene Ontology annotation, biological process: microtubule-based movement. Gene Ontology annotation, molecular function: microtubule binding; ATP binding; microtubule motor activity.